UGACGUUGUUGCCAAAAAAAGGAUUCUAUCUUUUUUUUUCGGUUAUAAUUUUCCACUCUUCUUUUUUCUCUUUCCGUUGCUUUCUCUUUAUUAUUUUGGUUUUCUUCUUGUCUUUGUUCUUGUACAUCGUGGAGUGACUCAUGUCCUUUUCUUUUCAUUUGUCUUACCAUGAUGGCCCGAUCCGAAGUUCUUCAUCAGCUCCCUUGUGUUCUUUUGCUCUAUUUAUCGUUGGAGCAUUGUAUCGGUUUCUUUCAAGGUGCUGAAAUGGAUAUGAACAAAUUCUUACGAAUGACAGAACCGCAAGAUUUUGCCAAUAUUGGGAUACGCGAACCUCGUGAAUGUGAUCGACUUUCUCUUUGUGUUCAAUCAUUACGUACUCACCUCGCCCAGAAUGGAUACGAUCACUUUAUUUCCUCGUUCAUUUCUUCCUCCAGUUCCUCUUACUAUUCCGUCAUCGAUAGUAGUCCCAGUAACUCAAGGCCGUCUUCUUCAACAUGCCCUUCCACCCUCAGUACCCCCAGCGAUGUCACUCCCUCGGAUAUUGAUUGGUGCAUGGAUGAAGAAGCCCACCGACAAGCCGUCUGUCGAGCCAUUGAUGCCUUUGAUCGAUACAUGGCGUCAUCCACAUCGCCGGUAGUAACGCAACCGGUAACAGUGACUACCGAACCGAAAGCGAAUCGGCAAUCGAUGGUAUCGUUUGAUUUGCCAUCUGACGACAUUGUCAGUAGCGAGUCGAAAUCCAAACCUUGUUCUAGUCCUGUUCUUUCUAUUCCUUCUGAGAAUACUGCUAGUGCGGCUACCGUUAUGACAACUGUCAGUAGUAAACCCAUGAUUAUGAUGACUACAGUCGCCGAAGAAGGCGAAGAGGGAGGCAUGCUGGAUAUGUCUUCUGAAAACCCUCCACCUUACCUUUCACCCUCCCCGGCUCCACUGACACAACAACAGCAACAACAACAACAAACACAACAGCAGCAGCAAUCACCCCCGCCACUCCCACCGCAGCAGCAACAACAACAACAAGGUACGUUACUGUCACGGAUCGGUAAACCUGGGACCGUGAUCCCUCGGCCUCGGAAGUUGAAUCUACGGAUACCCCGACCAUUGUCGAUGCCAAUUCAUAUUAUGAUGGAUUCUCUUCAUGACGAUGAUGAGAAUGAUCAGAGUGAACUAGCAAGCCAUCGCAAUUCCAUGGCCACAGCCACAACCGUGACCCCCGCCACUAAUCCAAAUACAACCAUCCCACUUCGUGCUCGACCCGUCAGUUAUGCCGCGCCGGAACCACCUGACUAUCACGAAAUGGCGCUCAUUAAGCGUUGGGAAAAAUGUCGUUCCUGUAUUUUGCCGCGAGAAGAAGAAGGUCGGGAGGAACUUCCCCCUUAUCAAUGUACAGUGUAUAAAAUGGGUCAUGUGUAUAUCAAACGGGAGAUGGACUCUCCCGGACUCAAAACUCGAUGGCGUCGUUGGAGAAAACUUUAUGUGGAACUUUGGGGGACGAUCCUGCGGAUCUAUCGGACAGCUCCUAAUGAAGCCAACAACAACCGACGUUUGUCUUCCCGAUUUCCAUUCCAUUUCCGAUGGAAUCGUUAUUACUAUACUCCAUUAAUGACGAUUUCUUUGGCUGGGGCGGAAGCGAUUCGAGCGUACGAUUACACCAAGCGGCCAAACUCGUUACGACUAAUCACGGCUCACGGACCUCAGUUAUUGUUACGACUGAAUACGGGAGUGGAGAUGAUUUCAUGGGUUGAACAUUUGCAAGCAGCGAUCAAUAUUUCGUUGGACCUUGAAUAUCGUCCGAUGCCCAAGUUUAUUACACUACCAGGGCGGGGUGUUACGGCCCAUCUCACCGAUGCUCGAUCCAUUCAAAUCGAACGAGCACGACAACAACGACAACGCGAACAACGCGAAAUGCUUAUUUGAAUUAUCCUCUUUUUUUUUCUUCGCUCUUUAUAUUUUAUUGUAUUAUACCGGUUGGCUCAAUAUCGUUUUACGUUCUCUUAGUACUUUCUUUCUCCUGGGCGUCUUUAUGGUUCUUGGUCCGUUUUUUAUUUUGAUAAUGCUUUUAUUUUAUUUUUUAGUUUUUGACUCCUCAACAGUAGCAAUGUUUUAUGAACUUGUACUUGUUUUUUUUUAAUCGAGUAUGUUUUGUUUGAUCUGACAAGUGAGGAGAAUUUUCGAAUGCCAAGCAUCAUAACAAAACUGCGCCCGUGAUACCAAUGUGUAAAAAACAUAAUUGCUGACCACGGUAAUUGGUCACCUUGCAAAAAAUCCUCAACAUUGUAAAUUACGCAUAAACAUCUCUGCCGACAACGAAUAAAAAAAAACAAUGCCCC
Radiomyces spectabilis is the source of this 2330-nucleotide messenger RNA. RefSeq lists its product as uncharacterized. The coding region runs from base 169 to 1917 and encodes 582 amino acids. Lineage: Eukaryota; Fungi; Mucoromycota; Mucoromycetes; Mucorales; Radiomycetaceae. The record is from RefSeq and is a predicted model, not a curated record. The transcript is spliced from 4 exons.